AUGGCUAUACAAACAAUCCGAUACGUCCCAAGCGACCAACAAGAUGCUGCACGACAAGCACCAGUCAGCCUGGUUCGAGUUGUCAGUCAUACACAAUUCGAUGGGAACACCGGCCCUACGAAUCACUGCUGUUUGUAUUUCCAGACUGGCCCGAAUUCCUAUAUCCGCCUUGACAUGAUCCCGGGCAAUGAUCCGGGCACUGUUCUGCCUGGUGGCAGGAAAGGUGUUCUUGUUGUUCAGAUUUGGACUACAUUCCAAAUGUCAGCAAGCAAGCCGCCAAGACCGUUAUAAU
Molecule: messenger RNA, 292 nt
Organism: Capronia coronata CBS 617.96
Lineage: Eukaryota; Fungi; Ascomycota; Eurotiomycetes; Chaetothyriales; Herpotrichiellaceae
Exons: 1
Coding region: 1-291 (96 amino acids)
Source: RefSeq, a predicted model, not a curated record